Closterium sp. NIES-67 is the source of this 3990-nucleotide messenger RNA. NCBI's taxonomy places the organism in Eukaryota, Viridiplantae, Streptophyta, Zygnematophyceae, Desmidiales, Closteriaceae. The record is from the annotation of a GenBank genome assembly.
CGCCAGACAGUAGCUAUGAAAGGCCCCUAAGAGUAUGUCGGUUUUCGCGUUGCUGGAAGUUUACUACCAGCACCCGUUUCUCUAAAGUGGACGGUUUUUCCAACCUAAAUCGGGGUUUCCAGCAUAAAUAUCCUGGUUAACCGAGGUGGGUCCUAACGGUCCGUCGAUAAGCCAACUGCAGGGGCGGCGCCGGCGGCGCCGGCGGCGGUAGCGCUCUCCAGAUUUUCGUUCGUCCUUAAUCUUCACCGUUCCAGUUAUGGAUCAGGUCAUUUUUCAAGCCAUUCGGGGCGACAUAGUAUCUAAUGACGUCAGCCGGCAGACCUCCGCAAUCCUAGUCGCCUUACAGCUGGCAGCCGGCGGUAAGGACGUAUCCUGUCUCGCGUCGCUCCUCUGCACGGAGUUAAUCGCCGGCAGCGCGAACGCUGUUAGCAAGCAGCUCGCGUACGAUGCGCUCCGCACCGCGGGCCACUUAACGGACGACGACUGGGACGUGGUGUGCCGGGGCAUGCACAAUGAUUUCAGCUGCCCGGAUCCUGACGUCACCGCCGCCGCGCUCCGCUUCGUCGUCGCGCUUCCGGGCUGGCGGGUCGGAAAGUUUCUCGACGAUCACUCUAAGGAGCUCUCUAACUGCAUAGUCCACGACCACGUGGGAUUAAGACAAGCCGCGAUGGACUCCCUCGGAACCCUCCUCCUACGCGACGACGUAAUUAAUCUCUGCGCGCAGUCCGUCUCCCUCCUGGACCGCGUCUCGCUCUGGUGGCGCCAGAUCGGCCUCUCAAUGCUAGAUCCCUCCGAUAUAGUCGCAGCGGCGGCAUUCGACGCCGUGGGCCGUCUAUUUUCCGAAUUCGCCACGAAAAAAAUGAGUAGAAUCGCUGCGCAGAGGCUCGUUCCGACCGAGUCCUCCGCCGCGGUGCGCGCGCAGCUGGUGGUGGCGCUGACCGGGCUGGUGUGGGGGAAGCGGGACAUGUUAAUCGCGCGUGCGGGCCUGCUUACCCCGGACGCCUUCCGCUCGUCGAUCUACCCGCUUGCGUACGCCGCCCGGGCGUUUGCGACUGGCCUCGUGGACGAUCUGCGAAUGAUGCUGAAUCCCGAGGAGGAGGGAGCCCGGAGGCGACGAAGCAGCAGCGUGUCUGUGGGUGCGACUGGUGACGGUGGGGCUGGUUUGGGAGGUUUCGGGGAAGAUCUGCUAGGGCUGGGGGAUUUCGGCGGUGCUGGGGGGGGGAGAGGAAGAGAGGGGGAGAGUAGUGGGAGUGGGAGUGCUGGGUUGAGUGCUGGAGCUGGUGCUGCUGAUGGGGACGCUGGCGGUGGUGGUGGCAGUGGGAAAGCGGACGGGAAAGACGGAAAGAGGAAGGGUAAGGAGAAGAAAGGAGUAUCAUCAGCCACUGCAGCAGCAGCAGCAGACGGGAAAGAGAGCAAGGCUGGCAAGGGAAAGGAGGAGGUAAGCAGGAGCAGCAGCAGCAGCAGGGUGGGCUCCCGUCGCCCGUCCUCGUCCUCCACCGCCCUAGCAGCCACCGUCUCGUCAGACACACUAGCGGCGGCAGCAGCAGCAGCAGCAGAGGAGCGCAAGGACCUAGUCAACACAGAGCGCAUGCUGGGCGUGGCAGACAUAGUAACGCACCUAUCCCCCUACCUCGCGUCCCUAGACCCGUCCAUAGUCUUCGAAGUGGGCCUACAGAUCCUCGCUCUCGCAGCCGUCCCUGGAGGGAAACCGGAGUGGGCGACAGGGCCUGUGACUGCGUUCCUCUCUCUAUGGGAUCGGCAGGAGUACUCAGCGGGGCGAGAGGCGAUAGUUAAAGCCGUGGUGUCGAACCUCCCGCUGCUAGACAUUCACACGCAGGCGGCGCUCUUCAAGCGCCUGUUGCUCAUGGUCCGGGGCUUAAGAGCCGAGGCGGAUCGGAUGGUCGCGCUGGCUAGCAUCUGCCGCGCUGCUCUGUGCGUGGAUCUGUUCUCUAAGGAAUCGGCGCGCAGGGGGCAGAGGCCCGUCACGGGCACGGACGUCUCGUCCCUCUUUGACGACCCGCAGAUUAAGGAAGAGCUGGCGUUGUCAGUGGUGCCGAAUGUGGAGAGCGGGCUGUUUAGGGAGGAGCUUCUUGCUUGUCUGGUAGAGAGCGCGUUUCAGCUGGCUAGUGGAAGCGGCGGGGGAGGAGUAGGAGGAGGAGCGGGAGGAGCAGGAGCAGGGGCGGGAGGGUUCGGGGCAGGGGGGGGGGGAGGAGGGGGCGGCAUGGGAAGCGGGUUAACCGGAGGGGUGGGGGGGGGAGGGAUACCUGGGGAAGGCUACGGGGGAGAGUCAGGGGCCGGGUUUUCCUUUGCUGCUGCAGCGGCGGGUAGAGGGGGGUCCCUUGCUGCGGUGGUCUCUGGAGAGGCGUCGUCCGGAGGGUGGGAGGCGUGGGGGCAGACGGCGCUGGAGGUGGUGGAGGUGUGCAGGGCGUGCGUGCGGUGGCAGUGUGGGGGGCGCACGUAUGCCGUGGACUGCUACCUGCGGCUGCUGGUGCGGCUGUGCCAGGUGUAUAACACGGCGGGCGGGGUGAAAAGCGCCAAGGAUGGGGCCACCCCGGAGCAGAUCAGGGCGGAGCAGAGGCUGUUCACGCUGCAGAGGCAGCUGCUGGAAGACGCCAAGGAGAGGCUGUUCACGCUGCAGAGGCAGCUGCUGGAAGACGCCAAGGAGCUCUCCUCGUCCACCCUCCGAGUGCGUCUCCUCUGGGUGCUGGCCGAGCACAUGUCCUUCUCAGGCCCGGAGCCCCUCUUCCCCGACGAUCCCAAGGACCCAGUCACCAUCCUCACCUCGCUUUUCCACCGCAUCCUCUUCUCCCCUGACGCUGCCACGGGGACCAUGCUCGCUGACGUGGUAGCAGGGGGAGAGGGCGCCGGCGGAGGCGGGGGAGGCGGAGGAGCAACGGGGAGGAGCGCUGCGCUGAGUGGGAAUCGGCUGCAGGAGGUGCAGGCGAUUCUGGUGUGCGCGCUGCACCUGGGGGCGAGGAGUUAUAGGGCGGCGGCGCUGGUGUGCCGCGAGGUGGAGGAGCUGCAGUCGGCACCGUGGCUGGCGGACAGUGCGACCAGGCACCGCUGCCGCAGUAUUCUGCAGUCUCUGGCCUAUGUGCACCACUUCCCUGACAGGACCGAGGCAUCGCGAAGGUGCUCGAAAGUCAUCCCCGAGGGGCCUGCCCCAACUCCAUUUUCGGAGCGAGAGAGCAGCUUCGCGAACGUAGCGAAAUCGACUGUCGGUGGCCUGCAGUUUUCGUCGAGCCGUGGCCAGGCUCUGGCGUAUUCUCCGCAGCUUCUGGCGCCCCAGCAGUACCAGCAGGCGCACUUGCCGCCCGUGCGUUUGCCCCUUCCUCAGGCACCGACGCCGCCAUUCCCUCCCCGCAGUGUGACAUCUCUCCCGCUCCUUGACAGCCAGCACCUCUUGGCAAUAGCCAAUCUGCACACGUCGCUGGCAGGCAACAGCACUCGGCUCAUAGUCAUCGACAGCAUUGCUGCCCUCGUGCGCAUUGAGUUUGGCGCAGACAAUCUCGUUCAGAGGCAGCAGCUCCUCUCCCAUCAAGCAUCGAAACUCAAGUACCUUGCAGAGAGCUUCUGUCUGCCUGUGCUCGUCACCAACCACGUUGCUUCAGCAUCCUCCUCCUCUUCCACCUCGUCCUCUCGUUCUGUUGGACCUUCUGCACCAAGCGAGGCUGACGGCAGAAGGGCGGCUCUGGGCGCCAAAUGGUCUCACUGCGUCAACGUGCGGCUACUGCUCUCAACUGUCACACAUGCUGCUGGCUCCCACCGUGUCUUGCACAUUGCUAAGGCACCUAUGGCGCCGCAAAUCUCCUUCCCGUUCGCCAUCACCAACAGUGGCCUGCAGCUCUUUUAACUGUGGAGGCAGAUCUUAAUCCAUCGGUGGCGCAACGUUAUGUUUUUUGUGUUACAGUGCAUUGAGAUUCAUUCAUGUACAUAAUUUGUUUUUAAGUUGGGCAAAGAACACCUUGUAAAUAAUCGUCAUAUGAUAUG